Molecule: messenger RNA, 191 nt
Organism: Cetraspora pellucida
Lineage: Eukaryota; Fungi; Glomeromycota; Glomeromycetes; Diversisporales; Gigasporaceae
Source: the annotation of a GenBank genome assembly
CUUGCGAAUGAUUAUUUGAAAAAUACCUCACCAGAAUUGUGGAGUCUCAAUGGCUUUGUCGAUUGGUGUAACUCAUGUAAUCUACUUAAGGGAGACAAAGUGAAAAUAUUGGAUCAUAUAAAAAAAGGACUUGAGAAAGUCAAGAAUAAUGCACUCAUUCAAGAAGAUACGCAACAGAAGGCAACUAAAUU